This is a messenger RNA of Formica exsecta, 1400 nucleotides long. Its product is annotated as epimerase family protein SDR39U1. Lineage: Eukaryota; Metazoa; Arthropoda; Insecta; Hymenoptera; Formicidae. The record is from RefSeq and is a predicted model, not a curated record. Bases 400 to 1149 code for a protein of 249 amino acids. The transcript has 6 exons.
AUAGAAAGUUUGUAUAUUUGUGUAUCUGGUAUCUGGCCGUGUCGGCCAGUGUGUCUCACAUAAGAAGAAUAAGAAGUAUUUGUGUAUCUCAUAACAAAAUAAUGUGUAAAAUGUCAGAUAUAUUUAUAUAAGUUUAAUAUAAUGUUUACUUAAUAAUAGAUUGAAGAAUAACGUUUAACGAAUAACGUAUCACAAUCGAUGAGAAGAGAUUCAAUUUAAAUUUAAAUUUAUUCUCUGACAUAAAAUUGUAAAAUUUUUGUUAUUCUCGGACAUGGCUUUAAAACACGUAGUAGUGGGUGGUGGUACUGGCUUCAUAGGAUCACAGCUGAUAAAAUCCCUGAACCUCGAGGGUGUAUCUUGCACAUGUAUCUCUCGAAUGCCAGGACCGAAUAGAAUAUCAUGGAGCGCUAUGGUCUGCCAGAGAACACAUCAGCCGUUGUCAACAUUGCUGGUCAGAAUGUACUUGAUCCCAUGCAAAGGUGGUCGCCGGGCUUCAAACAGAAUGUCAGGAAUAGCAGGGUGAAAACGACAAAGGCUCUAGCAGAUGCCAUAAAGAAUACCAAGGCUACAGUUUUUGCGACUAUAUCAGGAGUUGCAUAUUACAAGCCCAAUGGCACUAUGUACACAGAAGAAAGCAAAUGCGAGCCAUAUGAUUUUCUCUCAAGACUUACUCACGAUUGGGAGGAAGCGGCAAAAUUAUCAAAAGAUUGCAAUAUUAGACAAGUGACAAUAAGGUCCGGAGUUGUGUUAGGAAGAAACGGUGGCAUGAUCAAGCAAAUUUAUUUACCUUUCUUUCUUGGUCUGGGUGGACCAAUAGGAACUGGAAAUCAAUAUAUGCCCUGGAUACAUAUCAGUGACUUAGUUAACAUGUUUAUAUUUGCACUGAAAAAUAGUAAAGUGCAUGGUAUAUUAAAUGGAGUUGCGCCUCAGCUUAUAACAAAUAAAGAAUUUACAAAAGCAUUUGCAAUAGCAAUGAAAAGACCCGCAGCCAUACCUGUACCAAGUUUUGUUCUGCAGAUAUUAUUCAGUGAAGAUCGAGCAAAAAUCAUGUUGGAAGGACAGAAAGUUAUGCCAAAACGUGUUACAGAGAUAGGAUUUCUAUAUCAAUAUCCGAAUAUCGAAAAUGCAUGUAAGCAACUUGUUGAAUGAACUACAUAUAUUUUGUACAAAAUGUAAGUUAUGAUGAAAGACUAAAUGCCAAAUAUGCAUUACCUAAUUAAUUAUUUUAAAGCUAUUAUAAUAAUGGAAUGUAUAAUAUAUGUUGUUCUCAAAUUGUGUUAGUAACUCGUGAUGAAACAUCAGUUUCAUAGUUCUCAAGUUUUAAGAUAUCCUCUUUAUAGUUUACAACAUGCGUUAUUGUUAUUUAGUAAUAAAUUAUUUAUUGCAGCACAAAGAAUAAA